Molecule: messenger RNA, 408 nt
Organism: Strongylus vulgaris
Lineage: Eukaryota; Metazoa; Nematoda; Chromadorea; Rhabditida; Strongylidae
Source: the annotation of a GenBank genome assembly
AUGAAACUCAUCGCUCAUCACAUCCCUGGCCACCCGGUAAAUGGUAAAGGUCCACCACCAGUCGAGCAACUGAAGAAGCUGCAACUAAAGUUUGCGCCAGCAGACGCUUCAGCACCUCCAGUUCAUCCACGUCUGGCACAAAUGUCGGCAGGAGACUUGCUUUCGCCCGGAAAGCUUGUGUCACCAAUGCCUCAGGGUUCCUCUAGGCCCACUCCAUCUCCGCAUAACGUAAGGACUCCGUUGCAGCCGGAGGGUACUGAUGUGGGCGGUAUGAAUCACUACACUACAAAGCCCACGGUUUCCCUUUCCCUCCCGCUUGAAGUCUACUGUGCUCCGUCAACAACUUAUAUUCCCUACCGAGUCACAAGUCCAAAUGACACCUCUGGUAAAAAAUUACCAACAUCGUAA